Messenger RNA from Capsella rubella, 1695 nucleotides. RefSeq lists its product as uncharacterized. The record is from RefSeq and is a predicted model, not a curated record. Lineage: Eukaryota; Viridiplantae; Streptophyta; Magnoliopsida; Brassicales; Brassicaceae. The coding region runs from base 413 to 1213 and encodes 266 amino acids. The transcript is spliced from 9 exons.
AAGAGAGGGCCAAAAUCAUAAAGGCAAAGGCAUAUUGAAUACAACAAAGCAAAGUGGCUCUCUGCAAAAACAGAGGACCGAUACAAAACAAACAACAACCAAUUACUACUAAACAAACACUCUCUCUUCUCUCUCUCUUCCUCUCCCCCUUUGGAGUUUGCAAUUUGCAAUUUGCUGCCACUACUCUCUCUGAUCUUUUUCUUCUUAAAUCGUAUCUCUUGAUCUCCAGCUCUUGCUGCUCUCCGGGAGCAUCUCGGAGCUGUCUCCGACGUGUUCUCUCUCUCUUGGGUCGGUUACAUCUCUAAUUACGGCGCUGAUUAGAGCUUUCUGUACCUUCCGGAGUGCUCUUUCUCCUUUGUUGAUGCCAAAUCUGAGCUCAAAUCAGCUUCAAUAACAUCAGCUCUGUUAAGGAAUGAUUCCAAUGGAUAAUAAUCACUGCGUUCCUAGUUCCAGCACCACCGGUCUUGUCUUUCCGACGAAUUACAGUAUAAAUGCGAUUAACGGUGCCUCCGGGUUUCUUCACCCGGCUGUUGAUUCGUCGGCUCCGGUGGCUGGAGUCAAACAAGAAUCUGCUUUGGUUAUGGAUUGGUCCGUUGAGGAGCAGUAUGUAUUGGAGAACGGCCUUGCAAAAUUGAAAGAUGAACCGAAAAUUUCAAAGUACGUAAAGAUCGCUGCAACUCUACCAGAUAAGACUGUAAGGGAUGUAGCAUUGAGGUGUAGAUGGAUGACGCGGAAACGGAGGAAAAAGGAAGACAUUAAUGCCGCUAAGAACCUUAUCAAUAGGAAGACCAUGCUUCUUCAUGGUAAGGUGGUGGAUACAUCCCCAGAACUGAACAUGCUAUCCAAUGUGCCACGACAAAAUGCUUUGUAUGUGAUGAACAAUAUGUGCCACAGUUCACGCAUGCCUUUUGAAGGUUUAAGUGAUGCAGUAAUGGAUCUUCUGCAGCAAAAUGCUCAAGCUUUAAGUCAAAUUUCUAACAACCUCUCUGCAUGGAAGCUGCAGGAUAACAUCAGUCUCUUUUAUCAGGCAAGAAAUAAUAUCAGCGCCAUUCUGACUGAUAUGAAGGAGAUGCCUGGUAUCAUGAGUCGGAUGCCGGCUCUGCCCGUUUCAAUUAAUGAAGAACUUGCAAGCAGUUUAUUAUCGAGUACAACACAGCCGUUAUCUUACACCAUUCCACCAAGCGUCCACCUGAAGCAAGAGCCGAGAAGUUGAUGGGGAAAGCCGGAUUUUGACCGAUGCUAAAGUUAAUAGCACAAGUACCUAGUACGUGGAAAUGUUUCCGUGAACGACAUGGGAAUGUUAUCAACUGCAGACACCGCUUCAGGACACGAGAUACAACAAUCGGUAUUGGUAAAAUCCUUGUGCUCUCGGGUAAUUUGACAGAGAAGAAUGAACUACACUCCCUCUAAGGCCAAGGUAAAAUCUUUGGCCACCACAAAAUGCUUUGGCCCUGGAUCAAACAUAGAAUUCCUUGAAAUUCAAUUAGAAGAUGGCAUAGGUUGAUGGAACUCAAAAGUCUUUUGCUGUAAUCUUGUUGAUGCUUAAAUUAGUAUAAUAACAGUUCUUCUGAGUAGGUCUUCAAAGGCCGAUUAUGUGUAAUACAAAUUCUAGUUAAGGUAAUAAUUUGUUAUCCACUAGGUACAUAUUCUUCAUUUUCAUGGUUUAUAACGUGCUGUGAUACAAAUCAUUGUAUA